CUACACCUACAUCCCCGGCGUGGGCAACCAGCGGCAUAGCAAUGACUAUGUCACAUGCACAAUGCUGGUGUUGUACAGUGGGCCGGGCUGCUCCGUCGAUGUCUAGAACGGAUGGGCGGCGAACAGAAGGGCUUCUCCCCAUGCUUUAUUUGACGAAAGUCCUGCAUUUCCACCGAGCAAAUAGCGAGGAAUGUCGUAUUCUUCUUUCUGCAGUUGAUAUUCCCGGCGUGUAGAAAGCGACGUUCAUUAUGGCUGAUGAGGAGGCGACCGGCUACAUGCGCUUCCAGGACUCUGGUACGGACUUGAACAAACACGCCCCUGGCUCGAAGUCAAAAGAUGCCAGGAAAGGUGAAGUAUCCAUGGACAUGGAAAUGGACGAUCUGCAGGUGUCGCUGGAGAAAGAGGAGGGCACGCUACGACGCAAGCAACGCAACAUGGUCGACCAUUCGCUAACAGUUUACAGUGAUCCCAGCGCCGUCCGACCGACCAGUAGCAUCGAAGCGCUGCGCGCCAAGAUGCUGAAGUUUGUGGACAGCAUGGUGAUGAGAGGGAUAAGUGUUCUUUUCGUGGUAAUUGAUAUUAUCCUACUCAUUGUCAACUUGUCUAUAUAUGGGGUCAAGAACUCUGACCAAGAACCCACAGGAUAUGCAGUUGCCGCAAUGUUCUUUUCCUCAUACUUCAUGAUAGAGCUCGGCUUGAGGAUCUUUGCUCGAGGGUCUUCCUUCUUCCGUUACUGGUAUGAAAUCCUGGAUCUGGUGGUCAUAGUCGUUUCGUUCAUCAUGACCGUGGUGGUGAUUUCCAAGCCGAAUAUUGCCGACACUGCCAGAGUUGUGCUGGUCGGUCGACUUUUCCGCAUUCUCCUCCUUGGACGCAUCAUCAACGAGCGAUAUCAAAUGUCAAGAGUUUCACGCCAUGUGGUAUCUCAAAACAAGCGUCGCUACAUGAAGGACGGCUUUGACUUGGACCUGACCUACGUCACUGAACGUGUCAUCGCAAUGGGUUUUCCGUCCAGCGGGAAGAUGGGUCUGUACAGAAACAGUGCUGCGGAAGUGGUGAGAUUCUUUGAGACGAAGCAUCCCGGUCACUAUCGGGUGUACAACUUGUGCAGUGAAAAGGGCUACGAUGUGGGAAUGUUCAGUGGCCAGGUCUAUCGGGUCAAAAUCGAUGAUCACAAUGUACCACUUCUGCAUGAGCUGAUUGAGUUCUGCGAGGACGUGCACAGGUGGAUGGAAGCCCACCCCGACAACGUCAUUGCUGUGCACUGCAAGGGAGGCAAAGGUCGUACGGGUACGGUGGUAUGUUGCUGGCUGAUGAGAUCGGGAAUGUACCAAGAUGCCGAUUCUUGCCUGGCAUACUUUGGUGAGCGACGGACUGACCUUUCCAAAGGACACAAGUACCAGGGAGUGCAGACACCGAGUCAGAGUCGCUGGGUAGGGUAUUAUGACGAGUAUCUGCACAGGCUGAAUCGAGUACUGCCCACUUCAUAUGAAUAUCGUGUAAAAACAAUCAAGAUUUAUGGAAUCAACGGCAUUGGGGCUGGUGAUGGUCAAGAUCUCUUCCUGCACAUUAUUGCUGAUGGUACAACCACGGCAGACUUUGCCCUCUACAACCCGGCUGUUUCGUCAAAGGUGCUGGCUGAUGCUGGUGGUGAUGUGUUGACGGUUGAUAUCAAGCAUGGCGCGGUACCACCGAUUAAGGGCAACGUCAAAUUCCGGUUCACUUGCUCAACGAAAAUAAAGAUGAAGGGCCUUUACGACAAGUCUCUGUUCUUCUUCUGGCUACACACUGGCUUUGUCAAGGACUUCAGAUUCCAUUUGACUCGGGAUGAUAUCGAUAAUCCGCACAAGCCGAAAACGCACGGCGUUUUCCGAGACAACUUUGCCGUCGACCUUAUCUUUGAGGAAGUAUGAUCCGCUUCAGUCAGCCAUGCAGAAAGACGGUGUUUGUACAGCAAGGUUUGAGUGCUAACAUGAGUGGUGUGUUCUAUAGCAUGUGUGUCUGACGAAUGCCACACCUUGUGCUGCGGUGACUAAGUAGGUGUUGGAGUGUAUGGCACACAUCAUGCCCUGCACGAUGCAUGCGUCCAGCAGGCACGCCGAAACUGUGCAGGCACUCGGCUUCAUUCCAAACAAGUGACAAACUCAUUGCGCAGUGCAUGUGCCGCUUUCGCUCUCAAGCCAAGGAUCCGGGGCCCACGUGGCCUACGGAGGAGCUAUUUGCACUAAAAUAGUGACAUCUGCACUUGACCAACAGUGGCGUGUUAUUGAGCUACAAGUCAGCAGUCCCCCCCCCCCCCCCCCUACCCCUGGCCACUAGCCACUGUUCAAUGCCUUCUUAGCACUGCUCUUCUCUUCCUGAACUGCAUGCCAGAUAUCUUCAUUCCUGUUUUCUGUGUGCCUUGUAUCUCAUCACUUUUAAAAAUCUGUUUAAUUUUGAACAAAUUUCGACCCUAAUUCUAGGAAGCAUUCACGAUCCGUUCGGUCUUGUUUAUGAUCAGAAAGAUUUAAGACGGUCUAUUCUUGUUGACUACUUUGCCAUAAUCAACGUUAUUGAUUUAUCUUUCUUGACGCUUUGAUCUCUUUCCGACUUCCUAUUAUAUUGGGACGAAAGAGAGGUCCAUUACCAGAUGAACAAUUAUACCCAUUAUACAAGUAUACAAUUAUUUGGUAGGAAUUUGGUUCAUUGUGAGAUGAAUUUAUAUCGAAUAUUUAGUUAAAAUUACUAAUGCUAGAUUAGCUUUUAAAAA
Sycon ciliatum is the source of this 2746-nucleotide messenger RNA. Its product is annotated as phosphatidylinositol 3,4,5-trisphosphate 3-phosphatase TPTE2-like. The record is from RefSeq and is a predicted model, not a curated record. Gene Ontology annotation, cellular component: plasma membrane; cell projection; cytosol. Bases 249 to 1910 code for a protein of 553 amino acids. Gene Ontology annotation, biological process: cell motility; regulation of phosphatidylinositol 3-kinase/protein kinase B signal transduction; phosphatidylinositol dephosphorylation. Gene Ontology annotation, molecular function: protein tyrosine phosphatase activity; phosphatidylinositol-3,4,5-trisphosphate 3-phosphatase activity; monoatomic ion channel activity. NCBI's taxonomy places the organism in Eukaryota, Metazoa, Porifera, Calcarea, Leucosolenida, Sycettidae. The transcript is spliced from 18 exons.